AUGAAAANNGGCGGACGCUUCCCGUCUGAUCUCCAGAUCCCUCGCACUAUCGCCGCAUCGCCUGACAGUGAGUCUGAUGAGGCCGACCACAACACCAUUCCUGGUGUGACUGCCCUCCCCGGUGUAGCAGUCGUUGGACCAGCUCGCUACGAGGACCCUUAUCGCCUUCAAGGUGUUGCAACCCACGAGCAACCUGCAUUCACCUCUGCCGCUCCUGGCUCUGUCGCUCAUGCCAGAGAGACUUUGCCUCUCAGACAGGAAAAUUCUACACCUGAGUCUUAUCAGCCCAAUCCUGUUGAUAACUUCAAUACCACUUCUGUUCCUCAGAACAACGUGGUUCAGCCAACUCAGACGUUCGUCUUGCCUGUCCAACAUGCAGCUCCAGCUCACCAGCUCCAGCCCGAUGUUCCCGUCAGCCCUAUCGAGCAGCCACAAUCUCUAGCUCCUGCUGCUAAGCCAAUGAGACAAAACACCAACUACAGCGACUGGAUGGCUCCUGCAGCCGCAGGAGUCGGUGCAGGCGUCUUGGGUACUGAAGCCUACCGCCACCAACAUAACAAGGACCAGCCUUCUUCCAAUGCCAUUUCUGAAGAACAGCAGACCCCUUACGUCGACGAGCGUCCUCGUGAUCUGACUGGUGGUCACACCACCAUGCCCACCACUAACGAAGCUGCGACUACCAACCCUUCGGCUUUUGCAAACAAUAAUGGCAUUUCAGGCGCCACAUACACCGGCACUGCUCCCUUUCCUGUCUUGAUUCCCAGCUCUUCCAACGUUCCUCAAUCUCCUGAAUUUGUUCGUUACGCCCCAUCCACUUAUGGCGGCGAGACUCCCGGUGCUCAGAGCUCUGACGGUCUUGGUGGCCUCGAAAGCGAGGGUGCACACGAAACUGGCAAUUUCUUUCCCAAAGUCGUUAGACACGACACCGACAUGAGCGUGAGCAAGCUUCACGUUCCUGGCGAGUUCCCUCCUGCCACUCCUGGUUUCAUGCCUACUGAGAACCAGCCUGAGAGAAACGUGUCUCCUCGUCCUACCGUAGGCUCUCACGGCACUUUCAUCGCUCCCUCUGCUUGGGACCUGGCAAGAGAGUAA
Messenger RNA from Aureobasidium musti, 1092 nucleotides. The record is from the annotation of a GenBank genome assembly. Lineage: Eukaryota; Fungi; Ascomycota; Dothideomycetes; Dothideales; Saccotheciaceae.